Molecule: messenger RNA, 1344 nt
Organism: Pelobates fuscus (common spadefoot toad)
Lineage: Eukaryota; Metazoa; Chordata; Amphibia; Anura; Pelobatidae
Gene: HSH2D
Product: hematopoietic SH2 domain containing
Cellular component (GO): cytoplasm
Source: RefSeq, a predicted model, not a curated record
GUUUGCUCUCGUUCAAACAUGAGAAUAGAAACCUGUUUCAUUACAAGGAAAUUGUGACAAGCUCUAAGAACACAAGCUGCUUCUGAGCUAGUGAUGAGUUGUUGAGUAUUACAGAAAAAGAUGGAAGAGACCAAACCAUCUGUAAAAUGGUUCAUGGAAACCCAAUCUGACUGGUUUUUCCAAAAUGGGAUCCCUGAAUGGUUUCACGGAAUCAUCACAAGAAAGGAAGCGGAAACCCUACUGUCAAAUAAUAUUCCAGGAAGUUUUCUCGUCAGAGUUGGUGAAAGUCGUAUUGGAUACAGCCUAUCAUAUAGAACAGAGGAUCACUACAGGCAUUUCAUGAUCGAUGUAAUAGAAGGACACAAAUGCCGUAUUUCAGGAGACUCAACAAUUCACAAGUCGCUGGAAGAUUUAGUAACGUGUCACAUGCAUUAUCCUAUUUUACCAUACAAUGAAAUUUUAUCCCACCCAUGUGGACAGAAAACAAACUCAACAACUGAUUACCAUGAACUGUUUGAGCACAGGAAAUGUGAAAUUGCAACCUUACAAAAUCGCACUAAUGGUAUGCAAGUGAAACUCUGUUACCAGUAAAAAAAAUCUGGACUUCAUGGGAUAGCGACUAGAAAUUCACUAGGGACUAAUACUGAAAACAUGUGUCCACCUUUGCCACCCAGGAGAAAUAAAUCUGUGGACUGCAUUCCACAAGCACCUAACAUACAAGCUCUUCCACCUCAGGCUGUAAUGAGACUCUACCCGUGUUUACCCCAGGAAAUUCCUUUUGUUCCAAAUGGCUUUGUCCCGAUUUUAACAAAUGAACAAGCUAGCACAUCAAACAAUGGUCAAUCAAGGUUCCCUCCGAGCCCCAGUGCAGUAACAGGUUUUACAACAACAUCAGCAAUCAGUACACCUCAACACAACGGGAGUGAAGCCAUUGCCACCCAGAGCACAAACCAGUCAAUAGCAACACGCAUUAAACAAUUAAAUUUUGGACAUAUAAUGCCUAUGGGACAACUAAAACCUCAAAAAAACGCAGAGAAAAUCAUUCCUGAGGAGUAUAAACCACCUCCCCCAUUCGCUCCAGGAUUUUAGUAAACUAUCGAUGCUGCUAAAUUAUGGAAAGAUUGUAGAACCCAUGAGAUAUGUUUAUAUUUAUACUACAGGGCUGUUAAAUGCUUCAAUCUGAUUGGUUGACGAACGUUCUAAGCUGUGCAUUAUUUUCAGGGAGACGCACGGCUAAAGUAAUUCCAGACAGGUCUUGACAGUUGACAGUUGCGUAAGAAAUUAGUCCUACAUACAAGAGCAUUUUAAUGACAAAAACUUGAUAAACGUCUUGAAAUACAUCAU